AUGUCUAAUUUAGAGGAUAAGACUAACGGAGUUGGUUCGAAUCCUCUCCAAAGAUUGGCUUCUUUGAAGGCGCCUCGUGAUCUUCUUCUUGGUGGUGUUAAACCAAAUAAAAAGGUUUUUACCCCAAACCUCAAUGUUACAAGAAAUAAAAACAAAGGACCAUCCAUAGCAAAUACUCGAGAACAUAGGAAAGAUGAAAGAAAUAAAAGAGAUAAGAAGAAUGAUAGAAAUAAGAAUUUCAAAAAUGGAUCAAACGUUAUUAAGUCGUCUGGUGUUUUCUCAGAAGGUAUGGGUAGUGCUGAGCGGCAUUCUAACCGCUUGUCAUAUGGAAGGGAUGUUAAUGCAGCGCCAACUUUACAAAAACCAACAAUACGGGUUAAAGAUGUCAUAAAGAUUGAUAAAGAGUUAGAAGAUCAGAAAAUAAAAGCAAUUCUUAGUGAAGACGGAAAGGAAAUAGAAGAAGCAGAAGAUUUCAAGCAAGUUCUAGAAACAGAUGCUCCUGUAAAACUACCUAUGGACGAUGGAGGAUGGUCAAGCAGUUCAAUGAAAAUUAAAAAAGAGGUAGUGAUUAAACAGGAGCCAACUGAUGAUGGAGAAAUGCAGACAGAACCAGAAGAGAAGCCAAUUCCAGAUGUUAAGGAAAUAUUUGAAGAUAUCAGUGUGGCCAACCUAAUGAAAACUGACAAGCCAACAUUGAUAUUAUUACAGUUAUCGGAUACGUUGCCGGGUCGUGGAGGCAGCGGUGAUGACGAUAGGAAGAAACCAACCAAUCAGCCUUCUAGUUCCAGCGAGGAGGCUGAACCGAAACCGCCAUUGGACACAAAAUGCCGUCUAUCCGAUUUAGAAGAAGGACGCAUAGGAAAACUAAGAGUGCACCGCUCCGGUCGAGUAACACUUGCUCUUGGGAAUACUAUUUUUGAGGUGAGUUCUGGAACAAAAGCUUCCUUUUGCCAAGAAGUUGUAUCUGUGAGUGUUGAUGAUAGAAGCCGUUCUGCUAGUAUGAUAUCAUUGGGAUCUCUACAACAUAAGCUGAAUGUCACACCAGAUUGGCAGGCAAUGUUUGAUGAGAUGGCUAUUAAGUUGUAA
Pieris macdunnoughi is the source of this 1086-nucleotide messenger RNA. NCBI's taxonomy places the organism in Eukaryota, Metazoa, Arthropoda, Insecta, Lepidoptera, Pieridae. The record is from the annotation of a GenBank genome assembly.